Molecule: messenger RNA, 1986 nt
Organism: Cataglyphis hispanica
Lineage: Eukaryota; Metazoa; Arthropoda; Insecta; Hymenoptera; Formicidae
Gene: Ada2a
Product: DNA-directed RNA polymerase II subunit Rpb4-like
Exons: 2
Coding region: 115-1524 (469 amino acids)
Biological process (GO): positive regulation of translational initiation; regulation of transcription by RNA polymerase II; chromatin remodeling
Cellular component (GO): RNA polymerase II, core complex; P-body; nucleus
Molecular function (GO): zinc ion binding; nucleotide binding; translation initiation factor binding
Source: RefSeq, a predicted model, not a curated record
GUUGGGAAAAAUUCCUCCAGCUGACAACAUUGAUUCACAAACUCGUUGCCAAAAUUUUCAAACAAGUGUUUGUACUUUUACACUUUUACGCUGGCUAAUUCUAAUAUCACUGAUAUGACGGAAGAGGAUGCGGCGGAUCUACAAUUUCCAAAAGACUGUUCACUGAGUCCGAGAGACAGAUUUGAGCAUGACACAGAACUUGAGAUGUCAGUCCUGAAGGAUGAAAUUCUUACUUCAGAUCCCAUGUGCCAUGUGUGUAAAUCGAUUCUUGUGGAGCCAUAUAUUCGUUGCGCCAUGUGCAACAACGUUGAGAUAUGUCCCCCUUGCUUCGCCAAAGGUUGUGAGAUCAAUGAACAUAAGAAUGAUCACGAUUACGUGAUUAUAAAAAACGAAUUUCCUCUGAUUGAUGGUAGCGGUUGGAUUGCCAAGCAGGAGCUCGAGUUGCUGGACGUCGUACAGCAAUGCGGUUUUGGAAAUUGGGUCGAUGUAGGACGUAGGAUACAAGGAAAAACUGCGGAGGAAUGUAAGAUGCAUUAUCUGCAACAUUACAUAAACAAUCAAACUCUACCGGGCUUGCCAAAGAUCAAGGAUAUCAGAGCCAGCUUAUUCGCUUGCGAACCGAUUCCCUACCUAUAUAAGUUACAAGAUGUAGAAGAGCCGCCUAGAUUCGCUCCGAAUACGAUUAAUGCCAAGUUAUUGGCUGGGUACAACGCGGCUAGGUCCGAUUUUGAAGUAAAUUUCGAUAAUCAUGCGGAAUCGUUGGUGGCCAAUCUCGAAUAUGACGAAUUCCAACCGAACGACGACGAAUAUGCAUUAGGACAGGCUUUGCAGACGGCAAUAGUGCAAGCAUAUAAUAACAGGUUGAAGGAGCGCGUGAGGAGACGGAGGAUCGUACGCGAUCAUGGACUAAUCAUUUUUCGCAAGACUAUAUCAUGGACACAAAGAUACGAGAACACAAUAACGCGAUCACUUGUAGAGAGAUUGCUAAUAUUCAUGCAGCUCGUGGAUGGAAUGGAAUUUGACUUUCUCAUGGAGGGUUUGCACCGCGUUGGCGAAUUAAAAAAUCGGAUCAAUAGACUUCUGGAGUUCAGGGGAAACGGACUCAAACACUUUCACAGCGUACCAAUGUUUCAGAAGUUGAGCAAAAUAAGACAAGAUAACGAGCGGGAAAGAAAACAGUACAUGAGCAAUCCGGAAUACAGUUGGAGAAGUCUAUUACCCGACGCUGGUUGCAACAGUCCGAUUCUCGGAAACAUGCAACGCAAGUCUGCGCCUCCUCUCGCAAUAAAGGGUCUACCGGGAUACGAGAAGUUGAGCGCCGACGAGAGAGAGCUCUGCUCCGUCGCGAGAGUAGUCCCCGCUAGUUACUUAGACUUUAAGCAUCUUCUGAUAACGGAAAACAAGAAAAGCGGCUAUCUUAGAUUAGCGCAGGCCCGUAUUCUCCUGAAAAUCGACGUGAACAAAACGCGAAAAAUAUAUGAUUUUUUGGUUGAAAAUGGAUACAUUAAUAAACCGGCUCAAUAAUAUUUAGUUUUUUAAAUUGAUAUGAUGCAGAAAAUAUGUAGCACUCGAUAUGUAGAUACUGUGAUAUUAUGAAUUAAGCCAGAUGUAUCAUUGUUUUAAGAAAGAUUUUGCAUUUUAGAAAAAAUAGCUUUUUUAGAGUGUCCAAGUUUUGUACGCAUAUUUAUAUUAAUGUUUUUUUAUUUUCUUUUAAAGAAAUUAUAAUUGCUAUUAUUUUAAAUAUUACAAAAAUUAAUCAGUAAUCCAUGUUCUUCAACAAUCAAUCAUGUAGUAAUUGACAAUAGAUUGCAAUAAUAUAAUUAAAAUAUUUCUUUUUAAAAGUCUUGACUAAAAUUUGUGAAUAUUAAUGAUCGUAAUAAGUAGAUGUUAAUAUAAUGUGAGAGUUUUUUAAUGAUAUGUUAUUAGCAAAUGUGUUAUACUUUAUAUUUUUUAAAUUUUUUAAUCAAAUAAAAUAUUUCUAGCAAU